AUGGCGUCGAGAUUUUGGACUCAGGGUGAUAGUGACACCGAGGAGGAGAGUAGUGAUUAUGAUGAGCAGGAAGAAGGACCAGUGGAGACAACUGCAGUUGCAGGUGGUGGUAGCAAGUAUCUCCAGACUGAAGCUAGUGAUAGUGAUGACUCGGAUGGGCAGAAGCGUGUUGUGCGAUCAGCUAAGGACAAGCGAUUCGAGGAGCUGGCUGCCACUGUUGAUCAGAUGAAAAAUGCUAUGAAAAUCAAUGACUGGGUGAGCCUGCAAGAGAGUUUUGACAAGAUCAAUAAGCAGCUGGAGAAGGUCAUGAGGGUCACAGAGUCUGAUAGAGUUCCUAACCUUUAUAUCAAGUCUCUUGUGAUGUUAGAGGAUUUCUUAAAUCAGGCAUUGGCCAAUAAGGAGGCAAAGAAGAAGAUGAGCAGUAGUAAUGCAAAGGCCUUGAAUUCAAUGAAGCAGAAGCUUAAGAAGAACAAUAAGCAGUAUGAGGAUUUGAUUAACAAGUACAGGGAGAAUCCAGGCCUUUUUGAGGAAAAAGAAGACGAUGAGCAAGAGGACGAUGAGGAGGAUGAUGAGGUAGGUUCAGACCUUGAUGAUGAGGACCUUUUGAACCGGGAAUCUGAGGAGAGUGAGGACGAAGAAGAAACGGAAAUGGAUGCAGCUGAGACUGGGUCUGGUUGGGAGAAGAUGUUGAGUAAGAAAGAUAAGCUGAUGGAUAAGCAGUUCAAGGAUCCUAGCCAAAUUACUUGGGAAACUGUCAACAAGAAGUUCAAGGAGAUUGUAGCUGCCAGGGGUAGGAAGGGGACAGGAAGAAUUGAGUUGGUUGAGCAGCUCACUUUCUUAACGAGGGUUGCUAAAACCCCUGCUCAGAAGCUUGAAAUUCUCUUCAGUGUUGUUUCUGCACAGUUCGAUGUUAAUACAAGUUUGAGUGGGCAUAUGCCAAUCAAUGUUUGGAAACAGUGUGUGCAGAAUAUGCUUGCCAUACUCGAUAUUUUAACUAAGUACCCAAAUAUUGUCGUUGAUGAUAUGGUGGAGCCUGAUGAGAAUGAGACCCAAAAGGGUGCUGACUUUGAUGGAACUAUUCGGAUUUGGGGAAAUUUGGUAGCAUUCCUUGAAAAGAUAGAUGUGGAAUUUUUUAAGAGCCUUCAGGUUAUUGAUCCACACACGCGUGAAUAUGUUGAGAGGCUUAGGGAUGAACCCAGGUUCCUAGUUCUUGCUCAGAAUGUCCAGGAAUAUCUGGAAGGGGUUGGGAAUUAUAAGGGUGCUUCAAAGGUAGCUCUUAAGCGGGUUGAGCUCGUAUAUUAUAAACCACAGGAGGUGUAUGAUGCUAUGAGGAAAUUGGCUGAGCAAUCUGAUGAUGGAGAAACAGAAUCUGGAGAGGAAACUAAAGCUGUUGAGGAAAGUAGGGGUCCACCUGCCUUUGUUGCAACUCCCGAGUUGGUGCCCCGGAAACCUACCUUUCCAGAGAGUAGCAGGGCCUUAAUGGAUAUCCUUGUUACACUGAUAUACAAUUAUGGCGAUGAGAGGACUAAGGCUCGUGCAAUGCUUUGCGAUAUAUAUCAUCAUGCCAUUUUUGAUGAAUUUGCGAUAUCUCGCGACUUGUUGCUCAUGAGUCACCUACAGGAUAGUAUUCAGCACAUGGAUAUUUCUACCCAAAUACUUUUUAACAGGGCUAUGGCACAGCUUGGUCUCUGUGCAUUUAGGAUGGGACUUACUGCUGAGGGCCAUAGUUGCCUCGCAGAACUGUAUUCUGCUGGCAGGGUGAAGGAAUUGCUCGCCCAAGGCGUCUCCCAAAGCAGAUAUCAUGAGAAGUCGCCAGAACAGGAACGGCUGGAGAGGAGGCGACAAAUGCCGUACCACAUGCAUAUAAAUCUUGAACUUCUCGAGGCGGUCCAUCUGAUAUGUGCCAUGUUGCUGGAGGUCCCCAACAUGGCAGCCAAUAGCCAUGAUGCCAAACGUAAGGUCAUAAGCAAGACUUUCCGAAGGUUGCUCGAAGUAAGUGAGAGGCAAACUUUCACUGGCCCUCCUGAAACUGUCAGGGACCAUGUAAUGGCAGCCACAAGGGCCCUCAGGCAGGGAGAUUUCGGCAAGGCUUUUGAAGUUAUAAAAUCCCUUGAUGUCUGGAGGCUGCUUCGGAAUAAAGAUAAUGUUCUCGAGAUGCUUAAGGCUAAAAUUAAGGAAGAGGCUCUAAGGACCUACCUUUUUACAUAUUCAUCCUCUUAUGAUUCCCUGAGCUUAGACCACCUUGCCAGGUUGUUUGACAUAUCGGAUUCUCAAACUCGUAGCAUUGUGAGCAAGAUGAUUAUCAACGAGGAGCUCCAUGCAAGUUGGGACCAACCAACUGGUUGCAUCGUCUUCCAUGCAGUCGAGCACAGUAGAUUGCAGGCUUUAGCAUUCCAGUUGACAGAAAAGCUCACAAUUCUUGCAGAAACUAAUGAGAGAGCAAUCGAGUCACGGAUUGGCGGUGGAGGAUUGGACGGUCUUCCUCUCAGGCGCAAGGAUGGGCAGGACUAUGCUGGGGCAGCUGCUUCAGGCACCGGUGGUAGGUGGCAAGAGUUUUCCUUCUCACAAGGCCGCCUAGGCAGCAGCGGUGGAAGAACAGGAUAUGGUGGUGGCCGAUCAUCAGCUUCUGGUCAAGCAUCAGGCGGAAACUUUUCAAGGGAUCGGACGGGUCAAUCACGAUCUGGUGGCUACCAGAACUCAAGAUAUCAAGAUGGACCUGGCCGAACGUUCCAGUCUGGUUCUUCUGUCAGGGGAAAUCAGUGGAUGCUAUCUUGUUCCAGACUUCCAGUUACUGAAAUUCUGAAAUUUUGA
Fraxinus pennsylvanica is the source of this 2811-nucleotide messenger RNA. The record is from the annotation of a GenBank genome assembly. Lineage: Eukaryota; Viridiplantae; Streptophyta; Magnoliopsida; Lamiales; Oleaceae.